This is a messenger RNA of Exophiala xenobiotica, 2470 nucleotides long. RefSeq lists its product as uncharacterized. The coding region runs from base 1 to 2271 and encodes 756 amino acids. The transcript has a single exon. NCBI's taxonomy places the organism in Eukaryota, Fungi, Ascomycota, Eurotiomycetes, Chaetothyriales, Herpotrichiellaceae. The record is from RefSeq and is a predicted model, not a curated record.
AUGCUGGGCAUCCUCGUUGCCGUGACUGCACUAUGGCUUCAAGCAGCCUUGGGCCAGAGCUCAGGUUCGUGCCAGGCUGUAACUCAACACCUCCGUGAUCCACCUUACGACAACUACUUUUACUCGGACUGCCACAGCGACUCACAGGUCGUUGUUACCAGUCCGCUCCCAGAUUCGAAUCUAUCCAUCAUUGGACCCAGACUCAUUGUGGCAUGGCCCGCCGGUAACAGUGGCAUCUGCACAUUUUUCCAGCCUCAAAAUGGCCGGAAUGGCUCCCUUGGCAUCGAAUUGGUCAAUUCAACCAUGGGGAAACCGCUAGGACCAGUCUACAAGACCGUGCAAGGCUCCAAGUACCCUUAUGUUGGAGUCGAGGGAGUCCUUUCAUUCAACAGCUCCGCAACCUUGACCAUUCCGAUCCUGGGCAGCAUUCGUACGAUUCGAGACUUCACAGAAGGUCCGAGUCUUCUUCGGCCCACUAUUCAAGAUGCUAUCAAUGUGACAAUGGCGAACGAGACGGGGGCAACCCUCUCACGACUCUGGCUUGAUAAUGUCACCGUCUCUAGCUUUACUCUGGUACCUUAUCAAAACUCAGGCACCAACAUCACGAUCCACCCGCGCAACAAGACGAUCAGUUUCGGGCCGGGCUUCUACACCUUCUCGGCCAGUUUUAACUACCCACAACUAACGCAGCUUACACCCAAUCAAGUGCUCAACACUGCGUCCCAGAACCUGAUCCAGCAACAACCCGGCCAGACCACCUCCCUGUCUUUCCUGUCUUAUACGGAGAAACUCCUUGCCGGAGCAUGGAGAUUCUUGACAUAUUUUGGCCGAGACAGCAUGAUCAGUGCUCUUCUCCUCGAACCGGUACUGAGUCAAGGCAACGGUUCCGCAACCGAAGCAGUCAUUGGCGCAGUCCUUGAGCGCAUCAACCGCACAGAUGGAUCUGUGUGUCAUGAGGAAACCAUUGGUGACUAUGCUACGUAUCUCAAUCUGCAAAACAACAUGACCAGCACUGCCCCUGGAUUUACCUACCCCAUGAUAGACACAGACUACUACCUACCGGUCCUGAUGGCGCAAUAUUUCAACAACAACCCAUCACGCGUUGCUCCGCUCCUGAGCCGCAAAGCUGGCUCCAUCGACGUCCAAAAUCGCAAUCUUACCUACGCCAACCUGACCCUCAUCAACGCCGGGAAGAUCAUGAACCAGACAGCAGCAUUCGCAAAGAAUCAAACGGUGGCGAACCUGAUCCAUCUCAAGCCCGAUGAAAUCGUCGGCCAAUGGCGCGACUCAACCUACGGUAUCGGGGGCGGCCGGAUCCCUUUCGAUGUCAACACCGCCCUCGUCCCUGCGGCGCUUCGCGCAAUAGGCCAACUCGCACGCAUACCCGGCGUCUUUCCCAACAACACCAGCGUCAACGUCAGUGCAUGGCGCACGCUCGCCGACACCCGCGCUCAGAUCUGGGAAGAACACACCCUGCGCUUCUUCGAGCGCAACAUCACGGCCUCGACUGCGCGGAACCGUCUCCAGUAUUUCGUCAACACGGCGACAUUCUACGACGGUCCGACGAACGCCUCAUCCCUGCCGCAGUCCGGCAAUGUCACAAGCUAUGCGAUUGCCCUGAAUGGUUACAACCAUUUAUCUUCAGUCGACGUUAUGCACAGCGACGCCGCCUUCCGCGUGUUCUUCGUCAACGCAUCGUCAUCGUCCUCCGAAGCCCAGGCCCAAGAGACGCGCUUCAUCAACGCCACAGCAAAUAGCCUGGUCCGCUCGUUUCCCGCCGGCUUGAUGACGCCACAGAGCAUGGUCGUCGCGAACCCGGCCCUGUCAGGCUCGGACGUGCUGAUCGCCAACUUCACAAAUUCCGCCUACCACGGCACCGUGGUCUGGUCGUUCCAGCUCGCCAUGAUGGCGCGGGGCUUGGAACGGCAGCUCGGCCGUUGUAACGUGACCACGGAUGGUGGUGGUGGUGGUGGUGGCGCGACGAAGAAUAGUACUAGUACUAGUCCUCCUCCGGCCUGGUGCGGGAUGUCCAACGUCUACGGGAACGUCAGGAAAGCGUAUAAUGUGCUCUGGGACAGCAUCGAGGCCAACUCGGCGCAACUGCAGGGCGAAGUGUGGAGUUGGACGUAUAGCAACGCCACUGGAUUCGUCACCACGCCGCUGGGCGCUUUGCCGCCUCCGCCGGGCGUGAGCUCGGGAACGGAGAGUGACGUUAGACAGCUUUGGAGUCUGACGUUCUUGGCUGUGAAGAGGGAUAAGAAUUUGAGCUAGCACCAUGUACAGUCGAUACAGGGGUCAACCGAAGGGGUGGUGCGAGUAGUGUGGUACUGGUACUAGUGGGAGGAAUGUCCCAGAGGAAUGCGCUGGGCGAGUUAUGCAAUAGGAUAUACUGUCAUCGUUGUGUGGUUGUGAGGGACAGACUGGGCAUAGUCUUCGUCAGCCAGCCAUGAACAUGAAAAGUACUAUAAUU